Messenger RNA from Elaeis guineensis (African oil palm), 1552 nucleotides. The record is from RefSeq and is a predicted model, not a curated record. NCBI's taxonomy places the organism in Eukaryota, Viridiplantae, Streptophyta, Magnoliopsida, Arecales, Arecaceae.
UUUUAAAAAAAUAAAAUGCCUCAAAAAAUCACAAUUUCAUGAUUACCAUACGUAUCAUCAUAGUCUCAAUGCAAUUCUUCAAUUUUAUUUUUUUACUGAUUAGAAGUUGGAACUUUUGAUGAUGUGAUGUGAAUUUUUUAUAUUCUCUACUUAUCUUUUUUUAUUUUUCUUAUAUGAGAGAUAAUUCAAAUUUUAUUUUUUUAUUUUUAGUUUUUCUGGUUUUGAGGAUUCAUCUUUCUUUUACCUUUUUUGACUUGGAGUUCUUGGAUCAUGGAUGUAAUAUGGUUUUGAAUAAACCACAGGAAAUCCUUAUUCCUAGUUAAUAUCCAGAUCUCUUAAUUUUGGAAUGUUUGCCUUUUUUGUGCUUGAGAAAUAUUUAAAUCCUAGAGAUUGCUUUCACACCAUCACUUGCAUAACCAUGAAAUUAACUUUUUUUAUUGGAUGAUCAUGAUACAUCUCAAAGAUCAAAAUUAUUUUGCUUGUUUGUGCAUGUUGUCAAAUUUGUUCAGCCUACGUUUAAUAUAUUAUAGUAGCUUGCUAGUAGCAUCUGUAGAAUUUUCUCUUGGCAAAUCAUUUAUUUUAAUUUUUGAACUAAAAGUCUGUUAGAUAAUCUCUUAGAAGUAGUUAUAGUAACUUACUUGGUCGUGUGCGCUAUAAAUUAGGUCGUAACAUGGAUGAAUCUCUCGGCCCAAAUGUAAUCCCUUCAGCCGAUUUGUCCAAUCUUGAACCAGAAUGUCCAUGUUGCACUGCAAGAGGAAUGCCAUCCACUAGCGGCAAAACCGACGAGGUGUGGAUCGAUGAAAUGAUGGAUCAUGUAACGUCAGCACUCCCUGCGGACCAUCGGGACUGCCCAUGCACCAUCUUCAAGGUCCCCCAACACAUCCGGCAGUCGGAUCGUGAAGCCUACGAUCCAAUUGUUGCUUCCUUGGGACCUUUUCACCAUGCGAGUCACUGCGCUGUCACGCAGGACCAGAAGCGGCGGUAUGUCUGGCACCUUCUAUCGCGUCAUGGAGGCGAAGAGCAUGCAAAUCAAUUGUUGAAGGAGUGCCUGAUGAAGUUGAAGGAACAGGAUCACAUGGUCCGGCAUUGCUACUAUCCGGCACUCUCUCCAGAGCUGAAUGCCCAAAAAUUGGCAUCGAUGAUGUUGCUUGAUGGCUGCUUCAUCAUUUAUCUUAUGCUAAAAAUGCAUGCGAGGAAGAAGGGGAUGGACGAGGAGACAGAGGAGGAGGAUGAAAGCAAAGAGAAGAGAGAGUGGAAGAUUAAGAUGGAGGAAGAUGGGAGGGUUUCAAAUAUGAGGAAGGAUAAAAGCAAAGAGAAGAGAGAGUGGAAGAUUAAGAUGGAGGAAGAUGGGAGGGUUUCAAAUAUGAGGAAGGAGCAUGAACAGCUUGAGGACCCACAUGACGCAGAGCAAUCCACUUUUAACAUAGUGGUUUAUGACGUGCUCAAGCUUGAGAACCAAAUUCCUUUCUUCAUCAUCCAAUUGCUAUUGGAUGAGAUCAAACCAUGUGAGGUUGAAAAGAUUGAUCUCGUUGACCUUGCCCUCCAACUCUUC